Messenger RNA from Hypoxylon fragiforme, 2014 nucleotides. RefSeq lists its product as uncharacterized. Gene Ontology annotation, cellular component: RNA polymerase transcription factor SL1 complex; RNA polymerase I core factor complex. Bases 139 to 1815 code for a protein of 558 amino acids. Lineage: Eukaryota; Fungi; Ascomycota; Sordariomycetes; Xylariales; Hypoxylaceae. Gene Ontology annotation, biological process: nucleolar large rRNA transcription by RNA polymerase I; RNA polymerase I preinitiation complex assembly. The transcript is spliced from 4 exons. The record is from RefSeq and is a predicted model, not a curated record. Gene Ontology annotation, molecular function: RNA polymerase I core promoter sequence-specific DNA binding.
GUUCUUUCCUCUUCGAUAUUUUAAUGUUUUUCUUCCGCAUCUCACGUGAGCCUACUAAUAUGUUCAUUGGAUAAAAGAUACCUUGGUAAUUACGAAUUAUAGGAACGGUAAACCAAAAAGGGGGGGUAAGGGGGAAAGAUGGCACCAACCAAAUAUCACCGGUUCCGCGACGGUCAGCGUUGCGACGAGUGCGGGGCGCGGCAGUGGUACGCGCAGGACGCGAUCCGAUACUGCCGUAACGGGCACCGACUUGAAGGGUUCGCGGAGCACGAGGCGGACGAGGACGCCUUCGGGACUCAGGGAAAAGUCUCGCGACGCAAGAAGGAGCCGCGCAAAAAGGUGGCCGUCAAGCUCACCGGCGACGAGGGCAGGGAGCUGUACCUCGAGGCCCUGCAGCUGAUCUUGCUCCGCCUGGUCCAGCGCCUCGUGCGGGAGAAGCAGUUUCCUGAGGAUUUCGAGGAGAUCGUCCGCGCGCUCUGGGCUCUAAGAGUGCGGAACUUGCCGCUUAGGGAGAGCGGGGGUCCGAGGAAGAAGGGGGGGUCCGAUGGAUAUGCUUCGAGCGCGGCGCUAAGUUCCCAGAGCGAGGGGGGCUUCGGGAGUUCGUCUGAUUUCGACCUCUCGGAUGCGACGACGGCGCCUUGGGCCCCGAGGGCGGGUAGACGCUGGCGUCUGCCGAAGCUGGUGGAUACGUUGGCGUUGUGCUAUUUGGGCUGUUUGGUACGACGGUUACCGGCUACGAUGGCCGACUUUUGCGGCUGGGCACAGAAAGGAGAGUUGGAUUAUCUUGCGGCGCUCAACAGCAUCCCUCGUAAUGUUCGAGACCGUCUUCCGGCGGAUUAUCACAGGGCCUUGCAGGUUAGGGAUCACAUCCCUCCGGGUCGACUGCAGACAGCUGUGCAAGAGCUCGUUAUAUCCUUCAAGGCCAAUUUUGACACGGUGUUUCCGCCUCUGAAUUAUGUGCCUAUACUGAUCCGGUUCAUAACCGACUUGACUCUGCCUAUCGAACUCUACGUUGCAGUAAAGUGCAUUGCCGAGAUCCUACAAACGGAUUAUGCAUAUCCCACAGAGGGCAGAAAGAUUAGGACAAUGGAGAACCCAGAGAUUCUCUUGAUUGCUCUUGUGGUCGUGUCUACAAAACUACUCUAUCCACUUGACGGCGUAGAGAGGGCGCCGCGAAGCCGCGAAGAUCCGCGAAGCAUGAAGGUUGACUGGACAAGAUGGCAAGAAAUUAUGCAAAAAGAUACGAACGAGUCAUCGGCCAAUCUACUGAACGGAGAAGAAUACAAGGUCACCUCCGACGAUGUGCUCACCAUGGACGGGGCGAAGCUGGAUGAUUUCAUGGACUGGUUCGAGAAGAUGUGGAUAGACGAUCAUGACCCAAAAACAGCUGAGCGAAUCCGAGAGCCAUUCGAGAAUCAACAACGAUCUUCCGAACGAAGUAAUCAAAGGGAACAAUCAAACGAGGACGGAAGCAGGGAUAUGGUCCGGCAUAGAUAUGCGGCGUUGAACAGUUCGAUGAAGGUCAUCGAGCCUGUGUCCAAUCCCGAAGAUGUAGAUGAGGAGGACAGGGAGGAUAAGGAGGACAAGGAGGACAAGAAACCAACUCGAGACUGUUGUCUAGUCUGGCGGACCGAGGAAGACCUGCCGGAUGCUGCCAAGGCAUUCUAUAGUAAAGCGGCAGCCCUUGCGGCUAUACCGUUGAGUACAUUGAUGAGAGGUGCUACGCAGGUCGAAAGACGAUUAGAGUUAUGGUGUAUUCAACAGGCAAGGCAUACGCAGGAUAAGGGGAAGGGGAAGGAGAUUGUUAUUAGAUGAUGAUGAUGAUUCAGAUAGUCAAUAUGACGGUUAGAGAAGUACGGAGUAUGGAUAGUUAGAUAUUCAGUCAAUUAGCCUGACUAUCCAGAUAAUGAUACAGUACGUAAGUAGUAGUGUACUCACUGUACUGCGCUAAUAAAUAUGGGUCACAUACUGCCUACUACAGUGCCUAGGGUACUUAGCGUAAACCAUAAAACCC